Pseudophryne corroboree (corroboree frog) is the source of this 864-nucleotide messenger RNA. RefSeq names its product transmembrane protein 80 (gene TMEM80). The coding region runs from base 317 to 745 and encodes 142 amino acids. NCBI's taxonomy places the organism in Eukaryota, Metazoa, Chordata, Amphibia, Anura, Myobatrachidae. Gene Ontology annotation, cellular component: ciliary transition zone. Gene Ontology annotation, biological process: non-motile cilium assembly. The transcript has 5 exons. The record is from RefSeq and is a predicted model, not a curated record.
CGUAGACACGUCGUUUCCUUACGGCAGGCGACGCUGCGCUUCCAUAUUGACGGUUUUUUUAAGGGAAACAUUUUGAAUUUGGGCACAUUCCUUUUUCCUGCAGUCUGUCUAUUACAUUACACAUAGCUUAUCUGUGCGAUCUAUACCGUUUGCUAGUGAAUGCCAAAGAAUUGUAUUCUUAUUGUUAGAGCAAGAUAAUCUUUGUACACGUAGUAGAAUUAAGCUUGCCCAGAGUAAAGAUGGCUGCUCCGGCAGCUGCAUCUUUCGGGAUGUUUGACGAUGACAGCCGAAAACAUCCGAAGAUCGUCUCAGCAAUAUGGCGAUGUCCAGGAGAGGGAAGAGCCUGUUGGUUCGAUCAUCGGUUCCCCUUCAAAUAUUACUUUAUUUCAGUGUUGUAUAUUAUGUCUUUUACUUUCUAGCUACCCUACUCAUGAUCAUUUAUAAAAGUCAGGUCUUCAGUUAUCCUGACUCUAAUUUAGCGCUAGAUCUUGGCCUGCUGUUCCUUAUGGCAAUUCUGGAAUCUGUGAGGCUGUAUCUGGGUACAAUGGGAAACCUAUCAGAAGAAGAACUUCCACUAGGAUUCAGUCUAUUCUUCACUAUUGGCAAUGUCCUACUGUCUGUAUAUUUUUUAGUAUGGCAGACCUAUAUUCUGAGAGCGGAUGUCAUUAUUAUCGCAAUCCUAUUGGUCCUGUAUGGUCUGGAAGCGAUCCUAGAGGUCUUCACAAUUGCAGGAUUUUUCCGUUAAUAAUAAAGCAUUACCUUGAGGUAAAUAUUAGCGACGUGCGGCGGCUCCCGUCAUGGGUCUUGGUUUCGGUUUUGGAGCUAUAUUUUUUUACAAAAAUCAUAAAAACAACUAAAAUCACA